Messenger RNA from Astrephomene gubernaculifera, 2084 nucleotides. The record is from the annotation of a GenBank genome assembly. NCBI's taxonomy places the organism in Eukaryota, Viridiplantae, Chlorophyta, Chlorophyceae, Chlamydomonadales, Astrephomenaceae.
CAUAGCCUUACUGGAACCCCAGCAAUACUGCUGUAAGACUAGCUUUGGUGCAACUCUGCAAAGCUCCCGCGAGCUCGGUACAGAUCUGCUCUGCAUUCCGUUGCCCGGCACCGCGAAACAGCUAGCGCGCUUACCGGCUUGACACAUAGGAAUUGACGUUACGCCGAAAUUAUCAUAGAUAGGGAGCUAAGUCUUGGAAGUUCUGUGGAUCGCACUUUGCAAGAGUGAGGUUUUCCUGACAAUCGGCGUUGGGCAACAUGGAGAACUACACACGGGUUCAUAAGCCCCGAGAUGACGGACCUACUGCUGAGAACGAGGUUCGCAUUCGGUCUACGGAGCAGACACGCGUGUAUGUCUCGCUUGCUCUGAGCUUGCUGCGCGAGAAGGGACACCGCACAGUUGUCCUGAAGGCAAUGGGCAAGGCUAUUAACAAGACGGUUGCCAUCGCCGAGGUGCUCAAGCGGCGUGUGGCGGGUCUGCACCAGCUCACCGAGACCUCCAGCAUGACCCUAGUGGAUGACUACGAGCCCAACGAGGAGGGGCAGCAGCAGGGACUCAACCGCAUCCAGGUCUCCCGCAACGUCUCCGUCCUCACCAUCACCCUCUCCCUGGACCCGCUGGACGCCUCCCGCCCCGGAUACCAACCGCCCCUGCCGCCCGACCAGAUCAAGCCCGACCAGCCGCCCCGCGCUGCUGCUGCUGCUGCCGACGCCGGCCAGGACGGUGGCGAGGCUGCGCGUGCUGCUGAUGGUGCGGGUGGGGAGUUGGAGCUGGAUGAGGUGGAGCGGCAGCUGCUGGAGGAGCGGGGGCCGCAGCGGGGCAGGGGCGGCGCGGGGGGAGCGCAGGGAGGCCGGGGAGGCGGUCGCGGGCGCGGCAGGGGACGUGGCAGGGGUCGCGGGCGCGGCGGUGCUCCCGCUGGCGGUGCGGAGGAGGGGGCCGCGGGCGGUGCUGCGGAGGAGGGGGGCGCGGUUAGUGGAGGCGAGGGCGCCGGCGAGGGAGGCCGCGGCCGCGGCAGGGCCAGGAGGCGGGGUGGCCGCGCGCGCAACGGUAACGGUAACAACGGUGAGGACGCGGCCGCUGCAGCUCCCGGCGAGGCAGGUGCGGAGGGCGGCGGAGAGGGCGGCGCGGUGCCCAGCGGCGGCCGCGGGCGGGGCCGGGGCCGCGGGAGAGGACGGGGCAGGGGCCGCGGCGGGCGGGGCAGGGGAGCGGAUGCGGCUGGUGGUGAGGGCGGAGAUGCGCCAGAGGCCGCCCAGCCCCCAGCAGCUGAGAUGCUGGCUUGAUAGACGAGAUGGAGGAUGAUGGGGUAGAGGGAACAGGAACAGGAGCGCCAGCCGCGGAUUGAGAGUGGGUCUUGACUUUCAUGGUUCCAAACACUAGUUGGCGUUAUGACGGUUUUCGGAUGCGUCAGCGCAGCUGUGUGCGUGUGUUGCUUUUUGCUCGUGCUCAUUAAGGCAUGUCAGGGGGAUCAUGGCGACGAGUUGAUGCGUGGAUGCGGACAUGCAUGGCAGGGUGCAGCAUGCUUGCGUGGCCUGCUUGGCGGUGGGUUGUAAGAUAGGAUGUGGCUAAGGAACGGGCUUUCCCUCCGUGCGACAUUUUGCGUUGUGCUUGCUUCAUGGGAGUUGAACCAAUUUGUGGGGGAAACGCGUUUCAAGCAGACGGGCAGUUUGGUAAUUGCGUCAUUUGGUGAUGGCGGUAAACACCGGGAGGCCUCCUCGCGCCGGCAAGACUGCUGGGCUGCUGGAAGCAGAGGGUGGCGGGUGUGGUGGCGUUGACUAGCUGAAGUGGGAGGGAGUUCGGGUUUGCAACAUGGUCUUUCAUGAGCUCAUGAGGGUGUUGAAGUAGGCAGUGCAGGGGCGUGCGUUCGGUUUAAGGCGCGCUGCAGUUGUUUGCGCGACUGGAAUUAGACAAGAGCGUCUUCGAAGAAUGUGUCAUAGAAGAAUGUGUGCAUACGGUAUGUGUGCUUUGAGGCGAGCGCUCUCACGCAGAUUUAGUAAAACCAGUGAGGGGAACCAAUUGCUGCAAAGCCUGGGGGCUUGAGAUCCUGGUCUUGACGAAGAAAGCAAUGUUGUAACAAAUCAGUAUCC